Triticum turgidum subsp. durum (durum wheat) is the source of this 693-nucleotide messenger RNA. NCBI's taxonomy places the organism in Eukaryota, Viridiplantae, Streptophyta, Magnoliopsida, Poales, Poaceae. The record is from the annotation of a GenBank genome assembly.
AUGCCCUUGGGGAUGUACCGGCACGGCCCUACCGGCGAGUACCGAUUGCUGCUGCACCCGUUCCGGAGGUCGAUGGCGCCUGACGCUCAAGAUGGCGCCUACGUCUUCUCUUUAGGCUCCGGCCAGCUGCCAAGGUACAUAGGGUGCUCUGAAUCUGAUACACGGGAAGUGAUAUACCUUUCAGCUGGAUCUGUCCUGUUCCAUGAUAGUCUGCAUUGGUACAUGAACCACAUUGUAAUGGUAUUUGACACCAUUGCUGAGUUGUUUCGGUCGAUGCGAUGUCCGAUUGUAAUUGGCUGCGUGGACCUGUUUGAGAUGGGUGACAUGCUUGGCAUGUUUAGUCUCAAUUAUGAAGGGACAAGCAUUGAAAUCUGGGCGAUGCAGGACUACGAAGCCGAGAUCUGGGCCUUAAAGUACCGGGUCGAAUUUCCGGUUGCAGAGAUCAGCUUGCAAUGUGGAAAGUUUGACCAUCACUGGGAGGUGAUUGUCACUUCAUGGGACAGUGAUGUGCUCGUGCUGCUCAAAUUUGAUGAUUGGUUACUUCAGGUUGGCAUGGAAGGCCAGUUGGUUGCCAGUUUCCAUCGCAAAGGCCUCCGUCCUACUCGACUUCGACUCAAACAAAGUCUAGUUUCACAUGCCUUCUUUCCGACACUGGAGGGUUAUGUUGUGAAUGGCUCGCCUUUCAUCAGAUGA